Monomorium pharaonis (pharaoh ant) is the source of this 2729-nucleotide messenger RNA. It is a transcript of the gene Su(fu), whose product is annotated as suppressor of fused homolog. The record is from RefSeq and is a predicted model, not a curated record. The transcript has 7 exons. Gene Ontology annotation, molecular function: transcription factor binding. Gene Ontology annotation, cellular component: nucleus; cytoplasm. Bases 802 to 2145 code for a protein of 447 amino acids. NCBI's taxonomy places the organism in Eukaryota, Metazoa, Arthropoda, Insecta, Hymenoptera, Formicidae.
GUAACAUAUACUAUUAAUAAACAAAAGGCACGUGCAAUAAAAUGUACACUUAUCUUUUACGUAUGCCAUUUUUUACAGUUAAAGUUUAUAUUUAAGUUUUUCUUCUUUCUAUGUCUAAUUAGUAGCUGUUUUAUUUAGUAAUAUAUAAAACCUUUUUUUAUUAUACGCUCUAAAAAUAAAUGGAAUUUUUCUACUAAUACGUAUGAUAGUAGCGUAAUACAUAAUUUGAAAUAUAUAAGCCCGAAUCACGCAAAUAGAACAAGAUAAAAGAAAAUAGAUUAUGAUUUUCAUCAAUUAUAAAAUUUAAAUGUAAUGUAAAAAACAUUUAAUAACGUAUUUAUUUAUAAUAAUAAAGCUCACAAAUAUUUUGCUAACUCACAGUACGUUUGUAUAAAACCAGACCUUUCGGUUUAACUUGUCCAGAAAUUAGAAAGAGAUAAAAAGCAAGAUGAAUUUUCGAAAUUCUAUCAUCCUAAACAGCACGAUGGACCCAGCUGUAUGAUUGGUAACAUUCAACGCCAGCAGAUACCGCUGUGCGCGCGUCAUUCUCGAGACUCUCGCUUGGGGCGCUCGCCUGCCGAGACUGCCGACCUCUCGUGGCUCUCUCGUCUACGUUCCAGCGUUCCACGCGCCGAGGGCGAUCACGCUUUUGUUUGUCAGCGAGGGAGUAAGGUGCUGUUAACCGCUGGUGCGUUUCGGAGCACUGUCGUUGUGGCUGCUGCGUCGCGUUGCGUGCCGUGACCGUUACGCGGUAAACAAAAGCACGUAUACCUGGCAUACGCCGCGUAACCGGAGGAUUUUAUGUACGGCGCGAACAUGCGCGAGCGCGAGGAGUACUCGAGGUGUUUCCUACCGGGGCAACCGGCGGGCCAGGUCCCGCUGCCACCGCCGCCGUUGCCACCGCCGCCGUCGCCACGGGCUCCGGGUUUAGACGCCCUGCACAGCCUCUGCAAGCAGAUCUACCCGAACCAGAGCAACCCGCUGACGGUCACGGCGAUCGUGAAAUAUUGGUUAGGAGGACCCGAUCCCCUCGACUACAUCAGUAUGUACGCCAAUUCGGGAUACCCCGAGCUCGGAGUGCCCCCGCACUGGCACUACAUCAGUUUAGGAUUAAGCGAUUUACAUGGCGACGGCCGACUGCAUCCCAAGCCCGGUCCAGGCCGUCCCAGCGGAUUCGGAUUCGAGUUGACCUUCCGUCUCGCUCGUGAAAGGGACGAGACAACGCCGCCCACGUGGCCGGCAAACGUGAUGCAGCAAUUGGCCAAAUAUGUUUUCAAUUCCGGGAACACGUUGAUGCCGGGCGACCACGUUUCCUGGCACGCUCCGCUGGACGGCGGAAACGGUUGUAUCACUCAGAUCUUGAUGGGACAGGAUCCGCAGCUUCCGACGUCGAUCUCGACGCCUCACGGUGACGUCUCGUUCGUUCAAAUCGUCGGCGUUACUUCCGAGGAACUGCAGGCGGCUCAACACUGGAAUGGUCUGGGUGUGGUGAACUUGCUGAGAAGCGCCAGGGGCUGCGGCCCAUGGCUGGUCACGGACAUGAAAAGAAUGCAUUCCGCUAUGGAGGACGAUCCCACUAUAGCGGAGAAGAUACAGUGUGGCAUCGAGAGAGACGGGUCGAAUACUAGCGGCGUGUCAGCCAAAUGUUGGUGGGUGCAAAUAACAAACGACAGGAGCGCGGAGAGAUACAGGGAGAAAAGGAACGAUUCCGAUGAUGAGGAGGAUGUGAAGCCGAUCGUGAAAACGGAGAGGCUGUCGCCGUGCGAGCAGCAGGACGCUAACGUCUCUGACGAAAAUAGUAUUAGAACCCUGUCCGGACUACACUUAACGUUCAACCUUGAAGCUGGCUCGCUAUUGCCGCUGGCGAUAAAAGGCCGCGUGAUGCAUGGAAGGCAUUUCACGUUCAAAUCCAUACUGUCCCAUUCGGCCGUAACGAUAGUCGCGCCAUCGGUCACAGGUACCUUUGUGACCAAAGAUAAGCCGUAUGUCGUUCAAGGGCCAUGGCUGCAGGUACUCCUUUCGGAAGAGCUGUCUGAGAAGAUGGCUGAGGAAUUCCAAGUUCUAAACACCCCAGAUAAGAUUCAAUUGCCAAAGACGUUUUCUUGGCCGGAACAUAAUUUAGUUAUCACCAUCAUUAAUGAUUAAAACUAUUCAACGCGUGAACCGUUGAUCCAACUCUCGCGAGCCACGAAGAUCAUUCUCCAUACCGUUUCAUAUAGUAUAUUUAAGUUAACGAUAGGACAACGAAAGUAUUAUCGAGCCUCGAUUCUUUUUAUUUAUAACUACGUUUUCCAUGACUCUUUAGCGUAAAGUUUUAUAAUUUAUAAAUGUUAUUUUACGCAUUAGAGAUUUAAGAGAUUUGAAUCGUUCAUCAAUGUGCGAAAGCAGAGAUUUGCGCACGUUCUUAAAUGCGAUUUUAAAAAUACCAGCAAUGUAUUUUUCUAUAUAUAAACGUCUCUCUUUUACAAAUUGAUGCCUGAUUACAUAUACGUGAAAAAUUUCUGCAACACUUACCAAGUUUAAAUUGAUAAUAUUGUUAUUACAAUAUAUAAAAAUGGCAUAAUAUAAUAAAGUGUCGCAAAUUUUUUACGUAUAUGUUACUAUGUACAUAAAUAUGAUAAAUUAUAUGCUAUUUUACGACGAAAUUUGAUAUGCGCCUUACACAUUGUUAUAGAUAAUAAACGUUUAUGUAAAUACCUUAUAAAGAUAUUUGUACUUUACAAAGGAAA